CAGUCUGCAGACAAACCCCUCUCCGCCGGCCGGGUGUAGCUAGGUUAGCCGAAACAAGUGUCUGAAAUCGCCCUGUCCCCUUAAAAUGUCUCACCCUGUUCCGUCUGACAAGCCUUCAAACCCCGAAAACCCUCGUGUCUUCUUCGAUGUAGACAUUGGUGGAGAAAGAGCUGGUCGCAUAGUUCUGGAGCUCUUUGCUGAUAUCACCCCCAAAACUGCUGAAAACUUCCGGGCGCUGUGCACUGGAGAGAAAGGCACUGGAAAAUCGACUGGCAAGCCGCUGCACUUUAAAGGAUGCCCCUUCCACAGAAUCAUCAAGAAGUUCAUGGUCCAAGGAGGUGACUUCUCCAACCACAAUGGCACCGGGGGUGAGAGCAUCUACGGGGAGAAGUUUGAGGAUGAAAACUUCCACUACAAGCACGACAAAGUGGGUCUGCUCAGCAUGGCCAACGCCGGGCCGAACACCAACGGCUCUCAGUUCUUCAUCACUACUGUCCCCACUCCACACUUAGAUGGCAAGCACGUAGUCUUCGGACAAGUGUUAAAGGGGAUGGGGGUCGUCAAGAUGCUGGAGUCCAUCGAAACUAACGAGGACGCCCCCGUAAAGCCAUGCGUCAUCGCUGACUGUGGUGACCACGAGGACGGGGACAGCUGGGGCACUGGACCGAGCGAUGGAUCAGGGGACGUCCACCCAGACUUCCCCGAGGACUCCGACAUUGACUUUAAAGAUGUUGACAAAGUUCUCUCUGUUGCCGAGGACGUGAAGAACAUUGGAAACACUCUUUUUAAGAAUCAAGACUGGAAAGCUGCAGUCAACAAAUACGGCAAAGCCCUCAGGUACUUGGAGGUGAGCGGGGAGCUGCUGGAGGAGGGGGCGCAGAAGAAGCUGGAGCCCACGGCCCUCAGCUGCUUCCUCAACACAGCAGCGUGUAACCUGAAGAUGCAGCUGUGGCAGGACGCGGUGGACAGCUGCAACGAGGCUCUCGAGCUGGACCAAGCGAACACUAAGGCACUUUUCCGGAGGGCCCAGGCCUGGCAGGGGUUAAAGGAAAACAGCAAAGCCAUGACUGAUCUGAAGAAAGCUCAGGGAAUAGCUCCAGAAGACAAAGCUAUCAGCAACGAGAUGAAGAGGGUUCAGCUGAAAAUCCAGGAGGAGAAAGAGAGAGAAAAGAAAAUCUAUGCCAAAAUGUUUGCGUGAACGCUUCACCCAACGAUGCAAUGAGUUCUUUAAACCUUUAUCAAUAUUUGAAGUCAUCUCUAUGUGGGAAGCUGCACUCAGAGGAGGAGUCUAACCAGGUGAAAGUGUACAGUGUUUUCAGUCGGCAGGUCCCCUCAUGUUUUUGAGCGGGCACAUUUCUCACCGUCUGUGUUGUUUUAAGGGAAUAACUAUAGUAAGCUUCGACCUGUCUUAAUUCUGACAAGUGUCCUCACAGUAAUGAAUAGUCUGAUGCAUGGCCGACUCCACGGCGCUGAAGAACUGGUUAUCACUGAACACCGGCCCCUGUUCUUGCAUUUUGAAGUAGUUCAGCAAAGCAAAAGUUGUGUAUGUCGUCGUCUUGUUUCAUGGAUUUUGAUACAGUGCCCUCGGCCACAUUCAGUACGUCCAUCUGUUUUUAUUUAUGUUUUUUACAGAGGUCAACAAAACGAAAAAGGAUAACAGUCAAGAGUUGUUUAUUCAUUUCUGUGAUAUUAUCAUCUAAUGGUUUUAUGUACAACACUGUGCGGAUCAAAUACUGUCCUAAUGUACCUGGAAUAUUGAUGAAAUUAAAUUUAAUUUGAGAACAGCUUGUUUGCUUCUUCAAUUACAGAAGAUUUUGAAGGAAAUGUAUUAACUGUUACAGUUGGUUAAGUAGCUUUUCAAACACAAACAUAAAAAUCACUUCACUUUUUAACUAUUUUAAAGGUCUAACGCAGGGGUCGGCAACCCGCGGCUCUUUAGCUCCUCCCUCUGUAAAACAUAUGAAAAUGAAUAACUUAUUUUUAACAUUUUAAAUUGAAUUUAUCAUUGUUGUAAGCCUAAAGUGACUCUUAAAUUCUCCAAUUUUAAAAAUGUAAAGCCAAAUUCCCAUGGUCAUGGAAAACACUGAAAAACCAUGGUAUUUCACAAUCACAUUUUCAGGCCUGGAAAAGUCAUGGAAUUAGUAAAAAUCAAUUUAAAUUAUGGAAAAGUCAAGGAAUUUGUUGUGUAAAAUUGUUGUAAUAACCUUCUAUGCAACGCAGCACAACGCCAAAUUUAUUUUCCGUAGAUGUUGACUUAACAUCGCUUUAAUAUCGACGUGUGGCGAUGUUUCAUUUCGCAUCACGUUCGUUUCUUUAUUUUCGACCCACAUUGGAACAUCGAUGGCGCUGGCUGCUCUCCCAGGCUGACAGGGUCAAAGGAAAAGUGAGAAUUUAACCGCGCUCAGCUGGCUUUCUAAUACAUCUGAUCUGUGGUGAGAAACUAUCAAACAACAAGAGGGGUAAGAGUUAAAGACAUUUCCAGAACAAUCACACUGUAUCUGCUGAGAAGCAUCCAGCAGGUCGAGAGGAAGAGAGCGAUUUCUGCACCUCAGCGGAAAGCAGAGCAAAUGUACCGAUUAACUCACACAACUCCACUGCUGCUGCAAGUUUUGUGGCAGCUCAGGAGAUCGUAAAGGCACGGAGAGCCGUUCACUGACAGGGAAUACAUGAAAGAACCAUUAAUUAAAAUAUCAGAACACCUGCUCUCGAACUUAAAAUGUGCCCUUUACGCAAAGAUGUAGAAAUGGAAACAAAACAUCACCAGUCAGCUGAUCGAGGAGAUCAAUUUAGCUCCAGCGUAUUAAGCUGCCUAUCAAGAGAACGUUCUCUUUUUUUCCUUCUAUAAUUUCAUUAAUGCUACAAAACGUCAUUAUUUAAUGAAAAUACAAAGUUUGAGCACCAAGUAAUCACAAGUAGCCCACUGCUGCCACCUUGUGGUAAAACCUAUUAAUGAGAGCUCGUUUAGACCUAUUAGUAAUGAUAAUAAGCAUAUUUAGACAAAUAUACUGUGUUACCAUCAUUGCAGCACUGAAAGGCUCAGAUAUGUUUUUCCAGACAGAUUUCUUUGUUGCUUUUUUUGGCCAAAUAUGGCUCUUUAGUUAGUAAAGGCUGCCGACCCCUCGUUCAGUGUGUAGGAUUCAGUGACAUCUAGUGGUGAGGUUGCAGAAUGCACGAAACAUCGUUUGGUUUGUCCGUUUAGCAGAAUGGGACUAAUCAAUAUUCUAUUCAUAAUAUAUCGCAAAAUUAGUUAAAAGAAUUCUCUGUUCCACGUGUUGCAAUGUUCGUAAUGGCUGCAAAAAACGCUGCUGUCUACAAAACUGCUUCCAUUACAAGGUACAAUAUUCCGACCUCCUCCACCGUCGCCUUGUUUACUGUUGUGUGAAACUUUUGAC
This is a messenger RNA of Plectropomus leopardus (leopard coralgrouper), 3392 nucleotides long. RefSeq names its product peptidylprolyl isomerase D (gene ppid). The record is from RefSeq and is a predicted model, not a curated record. Gene Ontology annotation, molecular function: peptidyl-prolyl cis-trans isomerase activity; protein binding; cyclosporin A binding. Gene Ontology annotation, cellular component: cytoplasm; cytosol. Gene Ontology annotation, biological process: protein folding; protein peptidyl-prolyl isomerization. NCBI's taxonomy places the organism in Eukaryota, Metazoa, Chordata, Actinopteri, Perciformes, Serranidae.